AUGUGCUGCGGGGCGCUAUGGGUGGCCCUGCCCGUGCUCUCCCUGCUGGCCUGCUCCGCGCAGGGGAAGCCGCUGGAGAGCCGGGGGCGCGCGCCCGCGGGGGGAGACGCCCACCGCUUGCUAGGGGGGGCCGGAGGCGAGCGGGAGGGAGGCACCUUCGACCUGAGGAUGUUUCUGGAGAACAUGAAGGUGGAUUUCCUGCGCAGCCUCAACCUGAGCGGGGUCCCUUCCCAGGACAAAACCCGAGCGGAGCCACCGCAGUACAUGAUCGAUCUGUACAACAGAUACACCACCGACAAGUCGACCACCCCCGCAUCCAACAUCGUGCGCAGCUUCAGCGUGGAAGAUGCUGUCUCUCUUGCGGCCACGGAAGAGUUUCCCUUCCAGAAGCACAUCUUGCUCUUCAACAUCUCCAUUCCCAGGCAUGAGCAGAUCACCAGGGCCGAGCUCCGACUCUAUGCCUCCUGUCAAAACCACGGAGAUUCUUCACAUGAGUUGAAAGGCAGCAUGGCCAUUUAUGAUGUUCUGGAUGGAGCAGAUGCCUGGGAUGCUUCUACGGGAACCAAGACAUUCCUGGUGUCCCAGGACAUUCGGGAUGAGGGCUGGGAGACCUUUGAGGUCUCCAGUGCCGUGAAGCGGUGGGCCAGAGCAGACUCCACCAAAAGCAAAAAUAAACUGGAAGUGACUGUGGAGAGUCACAGGAAGGGCUGUGACAAGCUGGAUAUCAGUGUCCCCCCAGGCCCCAAAAACCUGCCCUUCUUCGUCGUCUUCUCCAAUGACCGCAGCAAUGGGACCAAAGAGACCAGGCUGGAGCUCAGGGAGAUGAUUGGCCAUGAACAGGAGAGUGUGCUCAAGAAGUUGUCCAAGAAUGGUCCGGCAGAAGCAGGGGACAACAAGGAUGAGGAUGAGGAAGGUCACAAGGCCACAGGGUCAUCUUUAGCCAGAUGGAAGAGAAGUGCCGGGGCCAACAACCACUGCCAGAAGACCUCCCUGAGGGUGAACUUCGAGGACAUUGGCUGGGACAGCUGGAUCAUUGCACCCAAGGAGUAUGAUGCGUACGAAUGUAAAGGGGGCUGCUUCUUCCCCCUGGCUGAUGACGUGACCCCCACGAAGCACGCCAUUGUGCAGACCCUGGUGCAUCUCAAGUUCCCCAUGAAAGUGGGCAAGGCCUGCUGCGUGCCCACCAAACUGAGCCCCAUCUCCAUCCUCUACAAGGAUGACAUGGGGGUCCCCACCCUCAAGUACCACUAUGAAGGGAUGAGCGUGGCAGAGUGUGGGUGCAGGUAG
Molecule: messenger RNA, 1287 nt
Organism: Prionailurus viverrinus (fishing cat)
Lineage: Eukaryota; Metazoa; Chordata; Mammalia; Carnivora; Felidae
Gene: GDF2
Product: growth differentiation factor 2
Exons: 2
Coding region: 1-1287 (428 amino acids)
Biological process (GO): BMP signaling pathway; SMAD protein signal transduction
Cellular component (GO): extracellular region
Molecular function (GO): growth factor activity; cytokine activity
Source: RefSeq, a predicted model, not a curated record